CUACAUCAAACUCCCAAAAAGCGAACUCUCCGGCUUACAGUCAAGGCCAGACGCUCGCAUCUCCUUCGUCAGUUACGGUCGAUCACAGCUCUUCGUGCCCGCCGGGGGGUUCAACGAUUCCGAGAAGGACAUCCUUGCCAAGCAGAAUGUCCUCUCGGCUACAGUCAGGAACGUUCAGGCCAGCUUCAGGAAUCUUUCAGAGCCUGUAGAGAUCAAGCUGAAAAAGCUUCAGGCAGGACGAAAUCACACGUGUGUGUUUUGGAACGAACAAGAGUCACGUUGGUCCAGGCAAGGAGUCCAGACGGUGGAAGACCCCACAAGCGGACAAGUCACCUGUAAAUCUACUCAUCUCACCAGCUUUGCUGUGCUUUUGAGUUCUACAGGCGAAGCUCUGCCCUCAGAGCACGAAGACGCCCUCACGUACAUCACCUACAUCGGCUGUGCCAUCUCAAUGGCGUCUCUGGUUAUUACCAUUGUCACUUACGCUCUUUUCAAAGUGCUGCGUGGUGAGAAGUCGGGCAAAAUCCUGUUGAACCUGUGUGUGGCUCUGCUGUUGCUCAACACAAUCUUCUUGGUGGGUACCGUGGACGUGUCAGACUUCAGUAACACAACGUGUGUGGCCGUGGCACUGAUGAUGCACCUGCUCGUCCUUGCCGCCCUUAUGUGGAUGCUGGUGGAGGCCAUAGAGAUGUACCAAGCGCUGGUCACGGUGUUCACCUCGUACGAACGGCUCUACCUUCUGAAGCGCUGCAUCAUCGGCUGGGGUAUCCCUGUGCUGAUCGUAGCCAUAACGGCGGCUGUGGACAUCUCCAGUUACGAAAACAAAAAGGAAAACCGUGAUGUGUGUUACCUCACAAGCGACAACAAAGCGACCUACUACGCCUCUCUCGUCGCCCCGGCCUGCCUCAUCAUCAUCAUCAACACCAUCAUCUUCAUCAUGGUGGCCAGAGUCAUCCUGAAGCCUCGAUUCCAACAGCAACCUGCCAGCACCGGUUCUGUAUCAGUGACCCCCGCCCAGGUACGAGGCGCCUUUGCCGUCAUGUUCCUGAUGGGCAUACCCUGGAUCUUUGGCCCUCUCGCUCUCCGUGAAGCCCGCGUGGUGUUCGCUUAUCUCUUCACUAUCUGCAACUCCCUUCAAGGUUUCCUGAUAUUCGUCUUCCGCUGUCUCUUCAACCCCGAAGCCAAGCUCGCCUGGAUACAGCUGUUUACCACCGGCACCCUGAAACGCAGACGUGGACCAAUCAAAUCGAUGUACACAGACACGUCAUCCAAGGGGGCUGACUCUCAAGGCAGAAGGCUCAGCAACAGUAACAGCGGAACCGGAUACCACGCUAGCGGUACCACCAGGACGACCAUCUCCAAGAACGGGACCGGUUCGCACCCUCACCCGCAUCAGCUACACACGACCAACGGUUGGCACCCGAGCCUGAACGGGAUGCGGAGAGAGUCAGACUACAAGGACGGACCCCCUGGCUACUCUACAAACGACAGUCGAAGCUCUUCAAGGUCGUUAUCUCCCUUGGAUAGACGAUCUAGUGAGGAUCUCACCACCGUCGUAAAACGCGGUUCACCGCCAGACGAGUACGGCCGUCCUUAUCCGGACGAGAUGACUCAUUUCUGAUCUGGGUUUUUUAAACCACGCUGACAUGAAUGACUCAUUUCUAACCAGAUUUAGAAAAAAAACAGCUUAAAGAGAAACAGACCGAUUUGGCUUGAGCGGACGAGAACUCUCAUUUCUGAGGGGCUGCAAUUCUCGCGCCGACUCUCCAGUAUGGAACUGAUUUCAGAACUUCCUUUGGUUUUUCUGAAUAAGGACUCAUUUCUGAACGUUUUUAAGCAGCAUCUCAGUUAAUGGAAUACACAGAUGGUGUCGCUCGUUCCUGGGUGAUCCUAGCCACGUCCAGGCCAGUCCCGAUGAUGUGACUCAGUUUCUGGACGUUUCUAGUCAGAACAUGCCUGCACAGUGACUGCAGCAUGCUCUUUUCUUGGCGUCUUUCGUAAGGGUUCGUGGGAACAGAGUUUAUCACAAUGCUAUAAACUAUUCGCCUUUUUUGCUUAAUUUUGUGACCACGUCAUGCGUACAGAAUUUAGACCGAGCAUUCUCUUUGAUCAUUGUGAGUGAUCAAGAGGAAGGCCACCUGGAACUUGAAAAAGAAUAACAGAAAAUGAUUUUAGACUCUCAGACUCUCAGCCUAAGGUCUUGGCUUUGAAUCCCGUCAAGGGCCCGACGCUGUGUCCUUGGCAAAGGCACUUCUCGUGCAUUUUCCUCACUUUAUCCACGUGACAAUGGGUAAUCGGCCAUAGAAAGCAAAAGAUCUUGUCAGUAUGUCUGUGUUUUAGCGUUUGUAAUUCACUGCUGGCACUGUAUACUUCCAGGGAAGCUGAGAAUGUUUCUGGGUCGUGUUCUAGGGUCUGCUGAAUUAUUCUGAAUUCUAAUUAUUAUUAAAAGCGAAAUCACAUGGAAUAAUGUCAAGAAGCUGGCCCAAGACAGGGAAAAGUGGAAAUGGUAUGUCCAUGGCCAGAACCUUGAUCCAGGGUGAGGAAAGCAACGACGAUGGUGAUGAUGAAAGCAACGACGACGAUGAUGAUGAUUCUUUGGACCCCACCGUUUACUCGCACUGCAGAGACAUACGUUAAGGUCUCCACAAAUCGUUGAAAACUAAAACUACUUGAAUACAUGCAUUUCUCUCAGCUGAGUGAAUGUUAUACACUUUGUAUUUCUGUUGUAGUUUACAUAGCGGGUGUAACACCUCCGAUUUCGUACUGAUCAAAUCUCCCAGUAGUUACAGGGAGUAUUUGGCUUGCUUUGCUCUUCCAGUGAUGAAUCAAACUGACUUUGUCAGACCACCUUUACAAUCAUAAAAUCAUUGAUUUGGGAUUUCGAAUGAUGUAAUAUUGCUUUCGUUUCAUGUUGUUCCUUCAGGAUGGGAUGAAGUAUUCUCCGAGCGAAUAAGAUUGUUAAAUGCACUUUGCAUUGGGUGCUCAAGAUAUUGUAUACUCUGGAUAUUGCUAGUGAGGAUUGUCGUUUUGCCGGAUGUACUUAAACUGGAUUCAGACUUUUUUUGUUUCGUCAAAAAGGAAUGGUUCAACCUUUUGCCACGAACUGAAAUAAGAAUAAUAAAUAUGGUCUUUAUCACGAGUCCUCUACAUCUACAACAACUCGCCAUGACGUCUUCCGGCAUAGACAAGACCACUGGGAACUUUUCAGAUCGGAUGAUGGUGCUGCUGGAUUUUUUUUCCUUUGACAAGUAUUGUUGCAAACACAUCUUGCUUGAUGCUAAAUACUGCUAAACCAAUUGAGUGCAGCAAUAUGUCAGCGUGCUGUUGACCUGACCUGACCUUCCUUGUGCUUUUUGUAAACAUUAUCAAGUGGACGGUUAAGGUACGUCUGCUGAGCCGCCGCGCUAGUUUGGCGUGUCCAUCUGUGACAGUGAAGUUACGCUGCAAACCCAACGUCAGCAAAAGGAUAAGCGGCACGAAGAAUUGGUUUAUAGCGCGGUUACUGAAUCCCUUUACUGACAGACGUGAAGGAUUCAACACUUUUCAUGAGAUGAAACUACACAUCUAAUGUAUAAUCACCCAUCACCUUGCCAAGGCAAUACGUGUUCUAUCAUUUCAGGCCGACUGACAUUCAUCCAGUCAACACAUCUCCACAACAUAUUGAACGUGAUAUAUGUUUUUUGUUGUUCCAUGACACUGUGUACAAGAAAGUAAUAAUAUGUUCAGUUGAGAAUAAUACAUUUUGUAAAUAUGUCCUCUCUUCCGCACCUGUGAUGAGUAUGCAAGAGCAAAUGUACGAGGGUUGUUUUUUUUUUUGGUGUUUUUGUUGUUGUUGGUUUUUGUUUUUUGUUUUUUUUGGGGGGGGGAAUCGGUUAACUGUUAUUAGAAUGGAAGUGUAAGAUAGUUCAGUCAAUGUUUUUGUUUUGUUUUGUUUUGUUUUUGUUUUUCUUUGUUUUGUUUUUUUUGUUGUAGUUUUUGUUUUGCUUUUUGCAUUUGCGAACUAACAUGGCCAGCCACAGGCUCAAACAACAGUAAUCAACUAACACAGUCCCGUUUUCCUAUCCGCGUUGAAAAAAA
Molecule: messenger RNA, 4077 nt
Organism: Aplysia californica (California sea hare)
Lineage: Eukaryota; Metazoa; Mollusca; Gastropoda; Aplysiida; Aplysiidae
Product: adhesion G-protein coupled receptor G2
Exons: 9
Coding region: 452-1621 (389 amino acids)
Biological process (GO): cell surface receptor signaling pathway; adenylate cyclase-activating G protein-coupled receptor signaling pathway
Cellular component (GO): membrane
Molecular function (GO): G protein-coupled receptor activity
Source: RefSeq, a predicted model, not a curated record